AAGGAUCCGAGGUGAAAUUAGUAGCAAGAAAGCAUGUAAUUGACAAAGUCACGUGGCUCAGGGGGCCAGAAACUGGAGAGAGAAGAGAAAAAAAUCAAAAGAGGGAAAGCACAUUAGACCAUGCGAGCUAAAUUUGUGAUCGCACAAAAUCAAGAUGUUAGAUUGAUGCAGAAGAUCACUCCGUUCCAAAGGGAAAGUUUUCAUCUCACGAGUUUGGAGCAGAGGGCCCGUGGGGCAACAUGGCCGAAGGCGGGGCAAGCAAAGGUGGUGGAGAAGAGCCCGGGAAGCUGCCGGAGCAGGCAGAGGAGGAAUCCCAGGUUUUGCACGGAACUGGCCACUGUAAGUGGUUCAAUGUGCGAAUGGGAUUUGGAUUCAUCUCCAUGAUAAACCGAGAGGGAAGCCCCUUGGAUAUUCCAGUCGAUGUGUUUGUACACCAAAGCAAAUUAUUCAUGGAAGGAUUUAGAAGCCUAAAAGAAGGAGAACCAGUGGAAUUCACAUUUAAAAAAUCUUCCAAAGGCCUUGAAUCAAUACGGGUAACUGGACCUGGUGGGAACCCUUGUUUAGGAAGUGAAAGAAGACCCAAAGGGAAGACACUACAAAAAAGAAAACCAAAGGGAGAUAGAUGCUACAAUUGUGGUGGACUUGAUCAUCAUGCUAAGGAAUGUAGUCUACCUCCUCAGCCAAAGAAGUGCCAUUACUGUCAGAGCAUCGCGCACAUGGUGGCAAACUGCCCACACAAGACUGUGGCGCAGCCGCCCGCCAGUUCUCAGGGAAGACAGGAAGCGGAAGCCCCGCCAUGCACUUCGGCUUUUCCUCGAGAGCUGGGCGGAGGGCAUGGCUGCACGUCACCGCCGUUUCCUCAGGAGGCGAGGUUCGAGAUCUCAGAAUGGCCAGGCAGGUCAUCUCAAGAAGCUUCCUCGGCGAAGUCCUCCGCGGCGCCGGAAGAACCAAGCAAAAAGGGGCCUUCUGUUCAAAAAAGGAAAAAGACAUAA
Messenger RNA from Zalophus californianus (California sea lion), 992 nucleotides. RefSeq names its product lin-28 homolog B (gene LIN28B). The transcript has 4 exons. Gene Ontology annotation, molecular function: nucleic acid binding; zinc ion binding. The record is from RefSeq and is a predicted model, not a curated record. The coding region runs from base 240 to 992 and encodes 250 amino acids. Lineage: Eukaryota; Metazoa; Chordata; Mammalia; Carnivora; Otariidae.